AUGGAAGCAAAAAGUAUAAUUUUGGAAGAUUUGUUGGAAUCCUCUUCAUCGUCAGACGAGGAGGACAUGUAUCCAUUAUUAUUGGAACGAAAGUACUUGCCGCGAGUUAAAAAUUUUGUUGAAAAUGUUAUUUAUCAGUAUUCCCCAAAUGAUGUGGGUAAAUACACAUAUUCCAAAACAACCUUUAGAGAGGUGGCAAAUGUGCUUGACAUAUCAUUAUCAAAUCUUCAUAAUUCUUUCCAACAAGUUUUAAAAUUUUUACUGGAUGAAAUAGCUCCUGAAGCUAUAACAUUUCCGCAAACUACAAUGGAAAAAGAAGUUAUUUCCAAUGAUUUUCAACAGAUAUCUGGUUUCCCAAAUGUUUUAGGGUGCAUAGAUGGAAGCUAUAUAUCUGUUAGAACUCCUAAACACAAAAUCCGUUCUUCAUACGCAAAUAGACAUGAUACAGUGUCAAUAACUCUGCAGGGCAUCUGUGAUUCGAAGCUGCGUUUUUUAGACGUAUAUACAGGAGUUCCAAGUAAAAUUCACGACUCAAGAAUAUUAAAACUUUCAUUUAUAGGUAAAGAAUUACAAAAUUUAUGUGCACCAAAUUACCAUUUAUUGGGAGAUUCAGCUUAUCCACUAAGGGAAUACCUUUUAACACCAUUCCGUGAUUAUGGCAAUUUGAGUGACUCUGAAAAAAACUAUAAUUUGAAAUUUUGCCAGUCACGUGUCAAAAUUGAGAAUGCGUUUGGUGUUCUUAAAAGUCGCUUUCGACAAUUGAUGCGACUUGAUUUCCAUAAUGUGGAAACAAUGGCACAAUUUGUAAUUGCAACUUGCGUCCUCCGUAACAUUUGCAUCGAAAAAAAUGAUUUGUUCAAUGAAGAAUUAACUAUCAAUGAAAUACAUAUAAAUUCCGAGCAUAACGACGAUGAUAGACGUGAUAGAUUGUUAACGCAGAUGGGACAAACGAAAAGAAAUGAAAUUAAAGCCCUUUUGUAUAAUUCAACAAGAUAA
This is a messenger RNA of Lucilia cuprina (Australian sheep blowfly), 996 nucleotides long. Its product is annotated as putative nuclease HARBI1. The record is from RefSeq and is a predicted model, not a curated record. Lineage: Eukaryota; Metazoa; Arthropoda; Insecta; Diptera; Calliphoridae. The transcript has 2 exons. The coding region runs from base 1 to 996 and encodes 331 amino acids.